Bactrocera neohumeralis is the source of this 3755-nucleotide messenger RNA. RefSeq names its product CTP synthase (gene Ctps). Gene Ontology annotation, cellular component: cytoophidium; cytoplasm; nucleus. Lineage: Eukaryota; Metazoa; Arthropoda; Insecta; Diptera; Tephritidae. Bases 394 to 2343 code for a protein of 649 amino acids. Gene Ontology annotation, biological process: pyrimidine nucleobase biosynthetic process; CTP biosynthetic process; regulation of transcription by RNA polymerase II. The transcript is spliced from 4 exons. The record is from RefSeq and is a predicted model, not a curated record. Gene Ontology annotation, molecular function: identical protein binding; CTP synthase activity; DNA binding.
UAGUUGGACCUUCUCUAUAUGUAUUCUCUUCACGCUCCUGGUAACACGAUUUUAGCAUGUUCUUAUUCAUGUUGUGUGCAAGAAUUUCUAUUAAAGCAUGUGGUAUAUUUCUAAUAAAAGUUUUUGAAAUACGCAAUUAAUUGUUUAUUGUUUUAAAUUGAUUUUGGUGCUGUGAAUUUGACAAAAACUACGAAAGUGGUAAAAAUAACGAAGUGGAUAUCAUUAACCGGCUGACAAAAAAAUCACUGCAAAUUUUAUAACCACAUGCUUGCUUGGCUAGAAAACAUCAUCGCAGUUGUCAAGUGUAUUCAUCGAAAAAUUAUAGAAAAACAAUUCUAGUGCGCCUUUUUUACUUUUUCGUUCGGAAAGUGGAAACUUGCUACUUUUAAAAAGAUGAAAUACAUUUUAGUAACUGGUGGUGUUAUCAGUGGUGUCGGUAAAGGUGUUAUCGCAUCAUCCUUUGGAACCUUGUUAAAAUCAUGUGGUCUUAAUGUAACGUCAAUUAAAAUAGAUCCAUACAUCAAUAUAGAUGCAGGAACAUUUUCACCUUAUGAGCACGGUGAAGUAUAUGUCCUGGAUGAUGGCGGUGAGGUCGACUUGGAUUUGGGCAAUUAUGAGCGAUUUUUGGAUAUAACUUUGCAUCGCGACAACAAUAUAACAACUGGUAAGAUUUAUCAGAAAGUUAUUGAGAAAGAACGUACUGGUGAAUAUUUGGGCAAAACUGUACAAGUUGUUCCACAUAUUACCGACGCCAUCCAAGAGUGGGUAGAACGCGUGUCUCAACGUCCAGUGCAAGGCAACUCACAGCCGCAAGUGUGUAUUAUAGAAUUGGGUGGCACAAUCGGUGACAUUGAGGGUAUGCCUUUCGUGGAAGCUUUCCGCCAAUUUCAAUUUCGCGUAAAACGUGAAAAUUUCUGUGUAGCGCACGUCUCACUUGUACCCUCACCACGUUCCACUGGUGAACCGAAAACAAAACCAACACAAAGUUCUGUACGUGAGUUGCGUGGUUUUGGUUUGAGCCCUGAUUUAAUAGUUUGUCGGUCGGAGAAACCAAUCGGUCUCGAAGUGAAGGAAAAAAUUAGUAACUUUUGUCAUGUAGCGCCAGAUCAGGUUAUAUGCAUUCAUGAUCUUAGCUCUAUAUACCAUGUACCAUUAUUAAUGGAACAGAACGGCGUUAUAGAGUUCCUCAAUGACCGUCUGCAGCUGAAAAUUGAGUCAGUAAAGCGUGAGAAAUGCCUGCAGCAAUGGAAGGACCUUGCACGCCGCUCUGAGACUCUCCGCGAGGAAGUGAAUAUUGCCAUUGUGGGUAAAUAUACGCGUUUAGAAGAUUCGUACGCAUCCGUGGUGAAGGCACUCCAACAUGCCUCACUUGCUGCAGGUUUUAAGUUAAACUUGAGAUUCAUUGAAGCCUGCCACCUGGAGACCGGUACACGGGACAAAGACCCUACUAAAUAUCAUGAGGCUUGGAUGCAGCUUUGCGAUAGCGAAGGCGUAGUUGUGCCAGGUGGAUUUGGUUCACGUGGCAUGGAAGGCAAAAUAGUUGCAUGCAAUUGGUGUCGCGAGAAACAGAAGCCCAUGCUGGGCAUUUGUUUAGGUCUGCAAGCGGCUGUUAUUGAGUUUGCACGAAAUGUGCUGGGCCUAAAGGACGCAAACACUACAGAAAUCGAUCCCAAGGUCGGCAAUCCACUUGUUAUUGACAUGCCCGAACAUCACACUGGUCAAAUGGGUGGCACGAUGCGUUUAGGUAAACGUAGAACCACUUUUUCGGAUGAGAAAAGCAUUAUAAAAAUGCUCUAUGGCAAUCCAAAAACUAUUGAUGAGCGCCAUCGACAUCGCUACGAAGUAAAUCCAAAAUAUGUUCCUACGUUGGAGGAACAUGGCAUGCGUUUUGUAGGCUAUGAUGAUGAAAAACGUCGUAUGGAGGUUAUUGAGUUGCGUGACCAUCCUUAUUUUGUUGCCACACAAUAUCAUCCCGAAUACUUGUCACGGCCGCUUAAGCCAUCACCACCAUUUCUGGGGCUAAUAUUAGCUUCGAAGAAGCGGCUGGGUAACUAUUUGGCACGUGGUUGCCGUUUGUCUCCACGUCAGCUCUCCGAUGCAUCAUCUGAUGAAGAGCUAUCGGCCGAGGAGUGCGAAAAACUCGUUAAUGCUGUGAAGCCAUUGCAAUUAAAUGGAUAUUUAUCGCCGUCAACUCCUGUACGUCUGUCAAAUGGACGCGCUAAGGAUGCAAAACCAAAUGGCAAAGGGAUAGUAUCGGAGGAAAAACAGCUGAAUGGAGAUCCUAAAGCUAAUACGCCAACUGGAGCUACCAAUGGUUUUAGCAGUAAUGACAACUUGCGUUAAACAUAUGUAGAAGCGGUUUUCCAUAAUAUAUAAGAAAUGGUUAGAUAGAGAUAAUUCAAUUGGUAAAAUAUUUCAAAAAUGUUAAUUUUAUUAGUUUAUCUUCAGUUGCUUAUACAUAUGUAUGUGUUACACUUUUUAAAAAAUUCUCACAUUUUCUUUUUUUGGUAUUAGCAGUUUUCAAUUAAAUAUUUAGCUCCGCAAAAACAUUUGCGAGUGUACAUUUAUUCUGUGGUACUGGUGGGUGUGCAUGGUGGCGGUUCAAUCUUUAAAAACACUUUUGCCUACCUACCCACUCACUCGCUCGCUUGCUCCGAUCCGCUUGGAAGAGGCUGAGCUAGCCUUCAACAGAUGCACCAUUUAUUCACCGCCACCUGAAGCACUCACACCAGCAAACAAAAUAAAAAACAGAAUAACACUUACAUAUGUAGAUAUGUAAGCACAUUUCUUUUUGAAUACUGCUAAUAAAUUUUGAAUACUGUGAGUGAGGCGUGUAACAAUUCCAAAACAAUGUUAUCGCUAACUUAACUAUGUAUAAUUAUUUUUUAGUUUUCAAAUUUAAAUAUUUUAUUGCUCUAGCACCGUUAAUGUUAUUAUACAAAAGUGAAUUCAAUUUGGCAAAGUCCUUACGGUCUAACUUUGGGUUAAUAUUCAAGAUAGAUUAUUUCCUCAGUUCUUUUUUAAGUGAAAAGUGAAAUCAUAAACGCUGCAAAAAUUCAGUCCUUAAGUUUUUAUACUUCAAUACAAAAAUUGUUGCAUUCUAGGCACUAUUCGAAAGUUAUAGUUGAGUUCAGAAACAAAAUACUUGUAUUUUCUUGCUUUCCUGCUUCUGCUUUCAAACUACAACCGUAGUUAGACUGUAAGGUCGCGACCAAUGAAAUAUAUCAUUUUUUACUUAAGAUUUUUUAAAGUGUAAUAUCUAAUUAAAUUAUAUAUGCUUUCAUUAUCUAUAAAUCUUGAAAUAGAGCAUAUUUUUAGAUUAUAAGAUUAUAUAUGUUAAAAGUGUGCCAGUUUUUACAGUUUUUUUUACUAAAAAAACAUUAGUAUGCUUCCCCUGUGCCUAAAUAAGGCAAGUAACUAGAAACUGAAUUGAAUUUGCUAUAAGAUUGGCUCAUUUAUAAAAAUCUCGUUACUUUUUGUAAGAAAUCCACAUUGAAUUGUAAUUCGAAAUUAUAAUUAAACCUAUGACACUAGGUUAUUAAUAAUAUAAGUUAAAAUAAUCGUUAGAGUAAGUACAGUUGCAAAAUAAAUUAGUUUUUACUUUGAUGGAAUUAUUCGCGCAGUCGGAGAAAUAAUUGGCGCCCAAUUUGAAGACUAAUUGAUUUUGUACUUACAAAUUUUUGUAUAAAAAUAUAUUUUAGUACUGUGUCUACAAAAGAGUCUGAAAUAAAAUGAAGGUCAACGAAGGAAACAAA